This is a messenger RNA of Cynara cardunculus var. scolymus (artichoke), 1362 nucleotides long. RefSeq lists its product as uncharacterized. Gene Ontology annotation, cellular component: cytoplasm. Bases 8 to 1351 code for a protein of 447 amino acids. Lineage: Eukaryota; Viridiplantae; Streptophyta; Magnoliopsida; Asterales; Asteraceae. The transcript is spliced from 9 exons. Gene Ontology annotation, molecular function: oxidoreductase activity. The record is from RefSeq and is a predicted model, not a curated record.
AUACAAAAUGGUGUCUUGGCGGUUCAAUUUUCCGGUAAUCGGCGACACAUCACGGCUUAUGCAUAUUGGAAGGACCAUAUCUCCGAUGGUGGCGGUUUCUUCCUCCUCUCAUCUUCAUCAACGGUCUCUCAGAUAUGCGGUACUUGGUGCGGGCUUUGCUGGAUUAUCAGUGGCAUGGCAUUUGCUGGAACAAAGUCCUAUCGAGUUGCAUAUUUGCAUCGAUGUUCUGGAUGAGGUUGGAAUUGGGGGUGGUGCUUCUGGAGUGUCUGGAGGGCUACUUCAUCCUUAUUCUCCUAAAGUUAAGCCUCUUUGGCGGGCAGCCGAGUGCUGGGAAGAGAGUUUAAGGCUUUUAAGCAUUGCUGAAACAGCAAUAAGUUCAAAGGAAUUGGGUUUGAACAAUGGAGAACUUGCUCAGAAUUCUAAUGGGUUUAUUGCACGGAGAAGGGGUAUACUGAGACCAGCAAUCAGCUUGAAGAACAUGAGCAUAAUGAAUGAUAAGAAUGCUCAAAACUCUCUGGCCGGUUGCAGAGUACAGUGUAUCAAUGAAGAUGAAGCCCGAACUUUAGUGCCGAAUAUUUGUGUACCUUCCAACUCGGCCUUUUAUAUGCCUGAUGCUGUAAAUGUACAUCCCCAAGGCUAUCUUGAGGCCCUAUAUGUAGCUUGUGACACUCUAGCAAAAGACAUGUCUGCUGCGGGUCUUGGUGAAAAAGAGAUAAACUUUCACAAGAGGUCCAUUGGCAAUCUCCUUGAACUAGAAGGGGAGUACGAUGCAGUUAUUGUAUGUCUGGGUGCCAGAUCCACGUUCCUCCCAGAGCUCUCAGGAAGGCUGCCGUUGAGGACUUGCAGAGGCAUCACCGCCCACUUGCAUCUGCCUGACAAUAUCAGAGAAGAAGUUCCAGAACACAGUCCCUCAAUCUUGUCAGAUGCAUGGCUUGCCAUCCAGAAUCCUCGAAACUUAUACAUGGGUUCUACGUGGGAAUGGAAAUCUUGCAACUAUGCACAAAAUGUGUCGAUGGAGGAAGCUUCAAAAGCUUUGGAAGAACUUUUGCCGAAAGCAGCUGCAAUAUAUCCAGGCAUAACGAAAUGGGCUUUUGAAGGAGCAAGCGCAGGUCUAAGAGCAAUGCCACCUCUAACAGGUAACGGUUCUCUUCCACUUUUAGGUUGUAUAGAUGAUUUUAUCAGCCAAACUCAUGCGAGCAAGUUCUGGUUAUUUUCUGGCCUCGGCUCUAGAGGUCUGUUGUAUCAUGCUUGGCUUGGGAAACUGAUGGCAAAAGCUGUGCUGGCUUGUGAUGAGGGAGUAAUACCCUCUGAAUUGACCUCUUGGAGAUCAAACCUAAUCAAGAAAGGAUAGUAGUUUUUCUU